CCGGCACAAAUACCAGACCAGGGGUCCUUAAGAGGAAUGCGGAAACACAGCUCCGAAAAUAUUGUACGUUAGAAGAUUCAAGGAGUCACAGAUUAUGAUCCGUUGGAAUGGAAGAAAACCAGUGCCUGCAUGCGAGUCGUCUGCUACAAGAUGAAGACUCUUUAAUCGAAGGGGUUAGCAAUCCCGUCCUCUUCGUUGUUGUGUUGAGCGUCACCUUUCUGGGUGGAUUGGCUACGCUGCUGUGCAGGAAUGAACAACAACAGAGAAUCCACCCAGAAAAUCAAGAGCAUGUACGGGCAGUUCGACAGCAGCUACAGACAGAUCAGGAGACACCGCCAGAUCCAGAGCCCAGGCACCAGUUCUACACGGACAUGUCAUGUCCUGUGUGCCUGCAGCAGGCCUCUCUACCGGUGGAAACCAACUGCGGCCACCUCUUCUGUGGCUCCUGCGUCAUUGCAUACUGGCGCUAUGGGACGUGGCUUGGGCCAAUCAGCUGUCCCAUAUGUAGGCAAACGGUGACGCUGAUUUUUCCGCUCUUCCACGGGACGGAGCAGGCUACCCCCUCCGAGCUUCCGGAUGAUGGGCAGCCCGAGGCCAACCUCGUCCUGCAGGACCUCACGGACUACAACCGCAGGUUCUCCGGACAGCCCAGAUCACUGAUGGACCGCUUGCGGGACGUGCCCACGUUGCUGCGCCACGCCUUCCGGGAGAUGUUCUCGGUGGGCGGUCUGUUCUGGAUGUUCCGGCUGCGUAUCCUGCUGUGCCUGGUGGGGGCGCUCACGUACCUGGCCUCGCCCCUCGACUUCAUCCCCGAGGCGCUCUUCGGCCUGCUGGGCUUCAUGGACGACUUCUUCGUCAUCCUCCUCCUCUUCAUCUACAUCUCCAUCAUGUACCGCGAGGUGGUCACCCAGAGGCUGGGCGGAGGAGGAUGAUGUGUGAAGAGACACAAACACACACACACACACACACACACACACGUGCAUACGCACACACACACAUGCAUGCAUACGCACGCAUACACACACACCACAAUACAGCACCUGCACUCAUUUAUACACACACACACACACACACACACACACAAGCGCACUCAUGGAUACAUCAUAGCUCCCUCUUGCAUCCGGUCCGAGACUUUGGUAGAAAAGGCUGAGUGUGCUGGGUCUUCCCACCUCAUGAGGCCUGUGGCCUGGUGUGUGGCAUGUGUGUGUGUGUUGGCGGAUGUGGCGCGUGACUUGAAUCUUCGUCAGGGUUCUAGUUAGCUUUGUUUUUUUUUUAUUAUUGCUGCACUGUGUGUGUCGUGUGUGUGUGUGUCGUGUGUGUGUGGGUGUGUGUGUGCUGCAUGGCCAUCAUCAUACUUGGCAUUCCCUACACAAACAGUCCCAUGACAACGGAUCAGAAUUUCUCGUUGGGCUUAGGACGUGUGGACGGACUUUCGGCUUGUGUGUGGCAGUGUGCUAUUGCGGACGGAUGUCAGUACUCGAGAAAAGAAUGUCGAUAAUAAUGACGUCGUCAUCUCAAGUGCCCUCAACUAUAUAUUUUUUAAGCUGAGGGCCGUGGAAGAAGGUGAAAGUGCAGUAGCCUUGAGUUGAACUCCAACAUAUCAAUUUAACAUGGCGACUUUAAAGGAAAUGCAAUAUGUGCAUGUGCAGGUGUCCUGUCCAGGUCCUGGCGUGUGUAAUACCUGUUCUGAGCCCUGAUCUCAACUGGAAAUGUGCUCUUGUGUAUGAGACUUAGGAAACGAGGAGGGAGAAACUGUACUGUUCAAGAGCCCAGCCUGUGCGCUCGUUCAGAUGUCCAGUGUGACAGGUCCUCAGACGGACGUCAUGUUCAUUAUUGUGUUGUCUGUCAUGUGGUGGAAUAGGAUUUUUUUGUUGAUGCCUUUUCUUUGAGUCCAUUUUUAUUGUUUCCUUCAGUCAGCUGCCCCACUCCUCCUUGUCCUUUUAUCUUGCUGUUUCUUGACUUAUUUUCUUUUUCCCUCUUUUCUCUUCUCUCCCCCUCUCUCUCUCUCUCCACUCUGCUCUUACUCUCUUUAUCAUGUCUUCCUCCUCUCUUCUCUUUGUUAUGUUUAUGUUGAUGUUUAGCUUUAAUUGUUAUUGUUUUAAGAAGAUGGAUGCCAGACUGUGGUAAUCUAUCCAGUUGCCUUGAGCUAAACCUUUGUGUGUAUGUCCUUCCCUGCCCGUUGUCGUUGGGUGCCAAACCAAGAGCUUUCCCUUCCUCACACAAUCUCAGGAUGUCACCUUUCUGUCGUGCACAACUUCACGGUAAUCUCUUCAAGCCUGAACCACACUUCAGCUAUUCAGCAGUGUGUCUAUGAAUGGGUAGUUCAAAACUUGCUAUAAGCUAAUUAUUUGCCAAAACUGGUCAUAUCAUUUCAAAUCAUCGCUCAGUGUUGGCGUGCCAUACACUUAGAGGCAUGGAAGUUUAUUUGCGCUCGCUUGUAUUACAGAUUCCGGAGAGGCAACUCGCGAAACAAACCCAAAAACAUCUCUGUGGCUGGCACCUAGUGUAGAGUCCUCUUAAAGGGAAACGUGUUUUCUUAAAAAGAAAAAAAGGAAUCAUUGCACUAUUAUGAAUUUCUUUUUAUUGACCUAGAAUGUACAAUGUGUCAGAUACAGAAUAAAUGUUUACAGUAUUUUUCCUCAAGAGAAAAACCUCAGUUUUUUGUGAGUCGAAAUGCUCCCUUGCAGGCUGACAGCUCUAUCUAUACUAGCCAGUGGUGACGGGAUCAGUGAUUAAAUUAUAAUAACUGGCUCAUAUACUCCCAUUACCUUAAAUAUGAACAUGUUUGUUAUCCUCUCAAGGAAUAAAAAUUAUAACGGUAUAUUCAA
This is a messenger RNA of Sardina pilchardus (European sardine), 2828 nucleotides long. It is a transcript of the gene rnf170, whose product is annotated as ring finger protein 170. The transcript is spliced from 7 exons. Gene Ontology annotation, molecular function: ubiquitin protein ligase activity. The record is from RefSeq and is a predicted model, not a curated record. NCBI's taxonomy places the organism in Eukaryota, Metazoa, Chordata, Actinopteri, Clupeiformes, Clupeidae. The coding region runs from base 108 to 932 and encodes 274 amino acids.